This is a messenger RNA of Kwoniella shivajii, 1563 nucleotides long. RefSeq lists its product as uncharacterized. The record is from RefSeq and is a predicted model, not a curated record. Bases 1 to 1563 code for a protein of 520 amino acids. The transcript is spliced from 8 exons. NCBI's taxonomy places the organism in Eukaryota, Fungi, Basidiomycota, Tremellomycetes, Tremellales, Cryptococcaceae.
AUGUCCUUCCUACCAUACUCAUAUACCCCCUCCAUUUCACCUUAUCCAACUUACUCUUACCCAUUCUCACAGUCUCUCACCGGUCCUUCGCCAAUCUACACCAUACUGAUCAUUGGAAUGGUGCUUUUCAUGGCUGCUAAUGUUAUGCCUAAUCUGAUUCCUGCUGCUGAUCGGAUUUGGUACGUAGCUCCCAUGGUGCUACAAUGGGGUUUUAUCAUCGUCAUAUUCGCCCUGAUGGUACAGAUGCUGGGUCUAGUACCGGGAGUACCACAAUUACAUAUAACCUAUGUCCACAUGACGAUUGCGGCAUUGUUGUUCAUUUUGAUGUGGAAUCAUAUCGUAUCAGAAAUUCCGCCUUCCAAAGAAGAGAAGAGAUCAUCUUCAUCAAGUUUGAAAGAAAGACCAAGUGAGAAAAGAAAAGAAGAAAAGAAAGAAGAUGAUGAUAAAGACCCUUCACCAUGGGAUGAUUUACGUUCACAUCCUUCAGCGUUCUUGACUACUAGAUUGAACAAAAUUAUGCCGUGGCCUUUCCCAGUUGGUAGAGCGAAAAGAUUAGGUAGUGAAUUAUGGUGGGAAAAAGGAAUGCCUCUUCAUGUGGGUCAUUUCAAUAAACCAGAUCCGGAUUUAGCCAAAAAAGCAAAAGAAGAAGAAGAGAGAAAGAAGAAAGAAAAAGCAAGGGCGAAAGCGAAAGAAGAAGAAAAAGCUAAAGAAGCAGAAAAGAUUAAAGAAAAGGAAAAAGCUAAAAAAGAAGCUGAACUCCGAGCUAAACAAAAAGAAGAAGAAGUCAGAAAGGCUAAGGAGGAUGCGAAGAGGAAGAAAGACCAAGCAGAGAGAAAAGCAAUAGAGGAUAAACAAAUGCAGAAACUUUGGAGAACAAAAUACUUGGCUAUGAUUGUAGGAAUAAGUUUUCUAAACAAGAUUUUAGGUUUCUUACUUCUCCUUUUAUUUUCUCUGCAAAUGAUAUCUCAAGAGCUCAACGAAGCACCCCCAACAUCUUCUUCAAGCAGAUCCACUUCCUCCUCCUCAUCGUCGUCGGGAUCAUCUAGACCAAGUUCAAGUGAAGAGAAAGAGAAGCUUGCCAGACUUGCCGCACAGAAAGAAAAAGAGAGAGCUGCAACUACCAAAUCUUCAUCGUCUUCGUCUCCAUCAUCGAAGGACCCUUCUAGAAGUUCUUCUUCCUCGUCAUCUAAGGAUACUUCCAAAACUUCUUCGUCCAGCUCAUCAUCCAAAGAACCGUCAAAAUCCAGCUCGACUUCCUCCACUUCGAAACCCAAUUCAUCGUCUUCCGGAUCCGGAUCUGGAUCUGUUUCCAGUUCUAGUUCGAAGAAGGAUCCAGUCUCUUCGGAUGCUGUCCGAAAAGCUGCUGGUAGUAAGACAGUCACGAAUGUUGACCCCGGUUCAGGUGGAUUUGGUGUACCGUAUAAUGUCGGAUUCGGAAUGCACUAUAUCCAUACUCCAAAUCCCGUCAAGACCGCAGAUUUGUCAUACCCAAGUAUGUUCAUACCAAGUACAGGGAUGUCACAUCCUCUCAUGUCUUCGACGUAUAAGCAGUAUGCGAAUUAG